GCUGCGGUACGUAGGACGUAAAUAAGUUGAUCAAGCUUUUACUCGCAAGCUUGUUGUCUUCCUGUAGCUGUAAUCACCCGUCACCCGUCACCUGGUGACAGUACACCAUCUACGGUCCAGCCCGCGGAGAUAGAACGGAUUUGACGGGGCUAUGCCAUCUGAGUUUGUACUGUUACUACAGAGAAAAGCUCGUGGGGACAACAAACCAGGGUGUUUAUCCGGCGAGCUAACUGUGCGUUAGCAUCGCUGAACUCCACUUCGUGCGCUCUCCAUGCUCACUCUCUCUACCAUCUCCUCUCCGGGUGCUGUCCUCGGCCUGUAGCUUCUUCUCUCGUCGGGUCCAGUGCUCGGUCUCUCGCCAGGAGAGGAUGAACUGGCUCUUCCCCUCGUCCAAAGGCUCCGGACCUCUCCCUCCUCUCAACAGCCUACAGCAACAAAGACAGCGGCAGGUCGAGUCGCUCAAAGCCGCCCACCCCAGCGUUGCAGAGAUCCAGAAGGAUGUGGAGUACAGAAUACCAUUCACCGUCAACAACUCCACCAUUAAUGUCAACAUUCUGCUACCGCCACAGUUCCCUCAGGAGAAGCCAGUGGUCAGUGUCUAUCCCCCUGUCGGACAUCAUUUAGUUGACAGCAAUAAUGGCACCAUGAUCAAUAGUUCACUCAUCACCAAUUUUGGGAUGCACUCAGAUCUGGGUAAGGUCAUUCAGAGUCUGUUGGACGAGUUCUGGAAAAGUCCUCCUGCUUUGAUGUCCACUGGUGCUGCUGGCUUUCCAUACAAUUUGUACAAGCCAUCAAUUCAGCCUUACCCCACUCAGGCUUUCCACUAUGGUCAUAGACACGUGGGUCCCAGUCAGACGCCAUCUCCUGGAGCAGCUCCCAUGCCUCACCCAGGGGUCGACAGCGCUCACAUGCUGCCUCGUGCUCCAGCUCCAUACGGACUGAUUUCUGAUCUGCCACUGCCCGUACCUACAGGAGACCUACAGGCUGGACUGAACGAACAUAAUUACAGGAUGCCGGAAAUUCCAGAGACUUUCUCUGAACUCAGUGACAUGAAUCUGACUUCGCUGUCAGACCUGUCUGAAAAUGAAGACUUGCUCCUGGAGUUCUUUGUGAGUUUGCCACAGCUCAAGCAGAUCACAGGCGACAAAGAAGAGCUGGUCAACAGCAUAGUGGGCAUGGCUAAGAAAAACCUUCAGAUGGAGCCACAAUUGGAAGGGAAACGCCAAGAAAUGCUUUACAAGUAUGAACAGCUAACUCAGAUGAAGUCGGACUUUGAGACGAAGACGCAGAGACAGCAUGAACUCAGUGAUAGUUGCAGUCUUAGUACUUUACAGGCUCGGUUAAAAGUUGCGGCCCACCAGGCUGAGGAGGAGUCAGAGGAGACGGCUGAAAACUUCCUGGAGGGACGUUCAGAAAUAGACGAAUUCCUGGCCGGCUUCAUGGAGAAGAGAACGCUUUGCCACAGCAGAAGGGCCAAAGAGGAGAAGUUGCAACAGUCCAUCAGCACACAUGGACAGUUUCCUACCAGCCACUAGAGCACAAGGUUUUGGUGUUUUCUCAGCCUACUGCUGCCAACUAAAAGGAUAAAGACACUAGGGAGGAGGAAGCACACUGAGUCAAAUGGGGCACUUUGAAGAUAUAGAAAGUUGCUGAUGACAAUGGUGGGCUAAAAAAAAGAAGCCGCCUGUUGAGUUCGUUACGGUAAUGUUUGACCGUGUGAGAGCAAGGAUGGAAGAGCUGGGAAGUCACGACAGGGAGGCAGAGACUGGAAGAGUGGUGGACACAUGCCUAGCGGUUCCACCACAUUACUAAGGAUUGAUCACAUUGUGGAUAAUUUGUUAUGUCUCUGACUUUUCUGUCCAGGAUCUGUGUCAUUUUUGGUGCAACGGAUCAGGGUCGUUGAUGAUAUGAACACUUUUGACAGGAUGGCAGUAUACAAUUCUUAGGACAGUAUUCCCAGUCUUACAUCUUUUCAUGCAAUGACUAAGUACAUGUCAUUUAUAGAUGAACUGUGAUAACAGUGAUGUCGGGUUUUUCAGUCCCUGAGAUCUUGUCAGGUCCUUGCAAGGACGGGGCAGGGUUUUUAACUUGGGGUGUGGAAAUGUAAACUGCAGUUUCCCCUUGAGCAAUUUCGGGAAAACCUCUUUAACAUCAGUGUGUUUGCACAUCAAGAAUAAUUUGAUUUGACCCGUGUUCAUUUAUCUAUUGAAUGUUUUUAGAAAUUUGUUUCUAGUUCGACAUAAACAAAAUAACAGAACAAUCAUGUGUAUUCUUCAGUUACUGUCAAAGCUUGUGGUUUUUAUAUAUAUAGUCUGUGUUACAACAACACAUUGAUCAGUUUUACUAUAUAUAAAGUUGAUUACAAUCAGCUUAAGGGGGGAGUCAGAGUACUGUAAAAUAUAUAAACGGUUUGAUAACACUAUCUAAAUUCCACAUGUUUUACAAUAAUCAAAUCAUUUUUGUAUUUGUAUAACACACUGAUGGUUUUUCACUGAUUAGCAUCAUUAUGACCCAACCUUUUUUUUUAUUAUCACGUCAUUUGAGUUUGAAGUGUUUGAAGAGCCUCAGAAGAUUUAGGACAUAGGUGCGGAAUAUUAGGUGAAAUGCUGCCAUAAAAGUUGAUGACAUUGGAUACUGUAUUUAAAUAGUGUUAAUAAUAGGCUAUAUUGUAAUCAAAGACUCAGACACCUUGUAUUAUAUGUUCCUAUUUAAUUUGUUAAAGUAAUAAAGAAUUUAGAAUAAA
Platichthys flesus (European flounder) is the source of this 2743-nucleotide messenger RNA. It is a transcript of the gene vps37a, whose product is annotated as VPS37A subunit of ESCRT-I. The record is from RefSeq and is a predicted model, not a curated record. Gene Ontology annotation, biological process: protein targeting to vacuole; ubiquitin-dependent protein catabolic process via the multivesicular body sorting pathway; protein targeting to membrane. Gene Ontology annotation, cellular component: ESCRT I complex. Lineage: Eukaryota; Metazoa; Chordata; Actinopteri; Pleuronectiformes; Pleuronectidae. The transcript has 12 exons. The coding region runs from base 369 to 1535 and encodes 388 amino acids.